This is a messenger RNA of Rosa rugosa (rugosa rose), 836 nucleotides long. RefSeq names its product allene oxide cyclase, chloroplastic-like. The transcript has 3 exons. NCBI's taxonomy places the organism in Eukaryota, Viridiplantae, Streptophyta, Magnoliopsida, Rosales, Rosaceae. Gene Ontology annotation, biological process: jasmonic acid biosynthetic process. Gene Ontology annotation, molecular function: allene-oxide cyclase activity. The coding region runs from base 130 to 684 and encodes 184 amino acids. The record is from RefSeq and is a predicted model, not a curated record.
GACCUAAUUAACCACCAUCCUCGUAUCCUUCAAUUCCCUCUAUAUAAACACCCUUCUCCACUUUCUCCCCUACCAAACCUUCUUGCCAGUUCAUUCCAUAAUUAAGAAAAACAUCAACCCUUAGCUUCAAUGGCUUGCUCAAGCUCUCCAAGACCCACAAAAGUUCAAGAGUUCCAUGUGUAUGAGAUCAACGAACGAGACCGUUCGAGCCCGGCUUACCUUAGUUUGAGCCAGAAACCUGCCCAUUCGCUUGGAGAUCUCGUGCCCUUCACUAACAAAAUAUACACCGGAGACCUUCAGAAACGAUUGGGGAUAACGGCGGGACUUUGCAUUUUGAUCGAAAGCAAGCCUGAAAAGAAGGGUGACCGAUAUGAGGCCAUGUACAGCUUCUAUUUUGGGGACUAUGGUCACAUUUCCGUCCAAGGACCGUACUUGACUUACGAGGACACGAGCUUGGCCGUGACCGGUGGUUCGGGGAUAUUCGAAGGAGUGUAUGGACAUGUCAAGCUGCACCAGAUUGUGUUCCCCUUCAAAAUCUUGUACACUUUUUACUUGAAGGGGAUUGAGGACUUGCCUGAGGAGCUUACGGCUGUGAAGCUUGUGGAACCAAGCCCCAGUGUUCAGCCCAGCCCUGCUGCCAAGGCUUGUGAACCCCAAGCUACUGUCUCUAAUUUCACUAACUAGUUCAUAAAUCCAUGGCGAUGGUGAUGAACUGAGGAUGAAAGCACAGUUAGAUGGAUCGCCUUUACCUUGUGUCGGUUUAUGUAUUAUCAGAAAAAAAAAUAUUGCUACAAUAAUGCGAAUUUCAAGGCAAUAUAAUCAGCUUUACACCUUUA